AUGGCUCUCAGCCCGCCCUCUGUUCGCUGGUUGGCCGGCUGCUGUGGAGCCGGAGAUAAUCUGGGAGAUGGUUUGCUAUAUCAGACUGAUCAUGAAAUGAAUGGAGAGGUUCACAGUCAUUUAGAGGAGAGUAUUCGUCCAUACAUUGAUCUGAUUGACACUCUGCGGUCAGCUGGGAUUCAUAAGGACUUGGCAUUACCAACUAUUGUAGUGAUUGGAGACCAGAGUUCUGGAAAAAGUUCUGUGCUGGAAGCACUGUCUGGAGUUGCAUUGCCAAGAGGAAGUGGAAUUGUCACCAGAUGUCCACUAGAGCUGAGGCUGAAGAAAGUACCAGAUGUGUACUGGAAGGCUGUUCUGUCUUACCGUGAUAAGAGAACUGAAUUUGUGGAUUCAUCAUUAGUUCAAAACCGUGUUGAAACAGCCCAGAAUGAGCUGGCAGGAAAAGGUGUAGGAAUAUGUGAUGAGCUCAUCACUUUAGAGGUCAUGUCACCAGAUGUGUGUGACCUCACAAUGAUCGAUCUGCCUGGAAUUGCCAGAGUCCCAGUAAAAGAACAACCAGAUGAUAUUGGAAACCAGAUCAAACAGCUGAUCAUGAAAUUUAUUGAGAAGCAAGAGACUAUAAACAUGGUAGUGGUCCCUUGUAACAUUGACAUUGCAACAACAGAAGCAUUAAAAAUGGCACAAGAAGUAGAUCCUGAUGGCAAAAGAACUGUCGCCAUUUUGACCAAGCCAGACCUCAUAGACACGGGAACAGAGAAAAGCAUUCUGGAUAUUGUCCACAACAAAGUGAUUACUCUCCGCAAAGGUUACAUCAUGGUGAAGUGUAGAGGACAACAGCAGAUCAAUGAUGAAAUUCCUCUGGAGGAGGCAGCACAUAUGGAGAGAGAUUUCUUCCAAAACCAUGACUAUUUCAGAGGCCUCCUGACUGAGAAUAAAGCAACUAUUAAAUGUCUUGCCAUCAAACUGACUCAGAAUCUUGUUGAUCAUAUCAAAAAAUCACUGCCACAGCUUGAUGAGGAGAUAAAAAAGCAGUUGUGGGAUGUGAGGAAUAAGCUCAAGGAGUUUGAGGGAGGACCACCACAGGACCCUAAGGGAGCCAAACAAUUCCUCAUUAAAAUUUUAAUAAGAUUCAAUGAGAAUAUCAUGUCCUUAUCAUCAGGGGAGCAAGUUAAUAGAGAAAAUUUGUUUGCCCAGCUUCGAGAAGAAUUCAAGAAGUGGAAUGAUCAUCUUAACGAUAUAAAGCCAUCCUGGCAAGAAAGUUUGAAAGAGUUUGCCCAGAAUUACAGAGGGAGGGAACUGCUCGGCUUCAGCAACUACAGAGGAUUUGAAUCAGUUCUGCAGGGCCAUGUGGCCAGACUUAAGCACCCAGCAAUUGCCUUACUCGGUAUCAUAAAAGAUAUCAUCCUCAAGCAAUUCCAAGAUGUGUCCUAUAUAUGUUUCCGGAACUACCUUGUUCUUCAAAAUAUCACUGAGAACGUACCAAAAGAAGGGGGGGCCAAAGAAGGGGGGGCGGUGGAUUAG
Molecule: messenger RNA, 1521 nt
Organism: Onychostoma macrolepis
Lineage: Eukaryota; Metazoa; Chordata; Actinopteri; Cypriniformes; Cyprinidae
Product: interferon-induced GTP-binding protein Mx-like
Exons: 12
Coding region: 1-1521 (506 amino acids)
Biological process (GO): defense response to virus
Cellular component (GO): cytoplasm; microtubule; nucleus
Molecular function (GO): GTPase activity; GTP binding; microtubule binding
Source: RefSeq, a predicted model, not a curated record